CCGCGUACGUGCAAAUCGUGCAGACUGCCAAGGACGACUGUCGGUAGCCAGAAACGGGAGUUUCUCAUCGUUCACCGCGAACCCCCGGCUUGGGUAAAAUUCAUCCACCAGGGACACAUCUACCUUCUUCUCGAGUUGCGUCCAGUUUAUUUUAAGCGAUCGGAGCCUCCAGUAGCUGCAGCGGGAACGUCACAAACAGACGGACUGACGGGCGGAGCGGGGCUGUGUGUGUGAUGAGGAGGUCGCCUCGCCGCAAGGCUUUGCGUAACAUCCACAUACGAAGAAGGGGGCUUUUUUUUUUGUGGUGGCGACUGCUUUCAGUUUGGGUCUGCUCUCAGUAACAGUCUGCCUUUGCGAAGAAACACACAGCAGAGGUUUUAAAGCCACCAAAGGAGCUGAAGGGGAAAUUGCCGAGGCCUGUGCUGCAAGUGUGUGCAGACUUUUCUGUUCUUCAACAUGAAGGCACCACUUGGAAUAUCCAUGAGCUCCGAUUUCCCACACUACAGUUUCAAGAUGCCAAAUAUAGGGUUCCAGAACCUUCCUCUUAAUAUCUACAUUGUGGUCUUUGGGACAGCCAUCUUUGUCUUCAUCCUCAGCCUCCUCUUCUGCUGCUACCUGAUCAGGUUACGGCACCAGGCACACAAAGAGCUGUAUGCAUACAAACAAGUCAUUCAGAAGGAAAAAGUCAAAGAGCUAAACUUGCAUGAGAUAUGUGCGGUGUGCUUGGAGGAGUUCAAACAGAAAGAUGAGCUGGGGAUCUGUCCAUGCAAACAUGCCUUUCAUCGGAAGUGCCUCAUUAAGUGGCUGGAGGUGAGGAAAGUGUGCCCGCUGUGCAACAUGCCCGUCCUGCAGCUCGCCCAGCAGGCUGGCACCACAGAGCCACCCAUGCCCGUCCAGCAGCCCCUGCCUGGCGCCGAGAACCUGGUGUAGUGGAUGCUGAGCCCCUCUCGGAAAGCAGCCAGCGCACACACACAACAAACCACAUCCCAACACUCACACCUUAAACAGGUACCCUUUGGUGGGCGUGUGUGAACUGACACAAACUGGAAUAACUGAGCAGAAGCUCACAAAAACUGAGAGUCUGCGGUCGUCGUCACCUCUUUUUAUUUUUGCAUCGGUUACAAAAAGAAAAAAAAAGGAUUUCCUUUAUGUCAGCACCAAGUGGCUGAUAAUCAGCUGUUCUUUUUUAUUUUACUUUAUUUACUUCAUGGACAAUGAAUCUAGAAGAAGUUUCUUUUUGUUACUUUUUCACAACCAAAGCGCUUUUCUGGAGGGCACCAGCAAAAGACGAGGAAGAAGAAAACGCAAAAGCCAAGAACUUCACUACACUAAGAUAUAUAUAUUAUUAUUUUUUGUUCAUUUCGUUUAAAAAGCACUUUAUGAGAAGGCAAAAUCUUGAUUGCUUAGGCCUAAGGUCAUGUGUUAUAUUUUAUUUCUUCCUCUUUUCCCUGUAAAAAGCAGGUGAAGUGGUUUUAAAACAUUACAGAUCUACAUAAAUCUCAAAGGGACACCUCUGGAACAGUUUUGUCUGCUUCAAUGUGAAACGUUUGAUUGUGUUACCGUCGUCCAGACAUUAUUCUGACUAAUCCAGUUGUCUGCAAAAUUUAGAUUUCAAGUCAAAAAUAUGUGUUCCAAACCAAGAUCUUUGAGCUGUUUAAUAGAAGUAACUUUUCUAGUUUUUCAUUGCCCUUUUUUUCUGUAUUAAUGUAAUCAAGUUAAGAUUUCACAGUUGAAAGCAGGAGACUUUUAAGUAAAGCUAUGAAAGUCACUUCACAGAUCCUGCAACAGAGUUUAUUUUCUGGAACGCAACAGAAUGAAAAUGAAAUCUUCCCUCAAAAUGUUCUGUAGUGUCAGCUACUUCAUCUCUCUUGCCACAAAUGUGUAAAUCUAUUUAUUGUCACUUAUUUUCGCUCUUUUUUUAUUUCUCUUGUUUUUCCUCGGUACUGCUGCAUUUAGGAGCAUGAGUCAGUGAACUGGCGCUAGCACCACCAGUCCUGGCCUCAGAGUGUAAUCAGCAUAUCCUUUUAGUGGACACACAUACAUGCACAUAAGGGAGCAGCUGGAGCUGACCCUCCUUUCUCUCAGUGACACUGCCAUAGUCUGUGGUCAGCAGGUUGGAGUGAACCAGGGUUUUCAUUCAUGCAAACACACAUUGCAGUUUAUCCUUUUCUCCUGCUUUUUCUCUGCAGUCUUCUGGUGCUUUCGCCUCCCCCCUCCUUUCUAUAUCGGUACAACAUGCUUUUGUUUCGUGCCACACGUCCUUCAGCUCUGAGCCUUGCUUUUGUGGAUACGUUUUGUCUUCUGGUUAGCUGAAUUUGGUGAAUUAGUUGAAAGGCCUCGCUGUGAACCCCCCUCACACCCCUUCCUGGUAACAUUGGUGGGCUAAAAUAGCUCACUGAGGUUUGGUGAUGAAGUGUUUUGUGGCUUCGGUUUGGUAAUCAGCGGGAUUUAGAGAACAUAAUGAUAGUAUUUUUAACUGAUAGCCCUUACAGCAUGUUAUAAUCAACCAUAAGAUGAUGAUAAUGUGAAGUCAGAAGUUCGGCACCCGUCAGAGCUGAUAAUACUCACAUUGGACACCUACUGUCCCUUCAGUACAUCAAAUGAUACAUUCUGUAUCUUGUGGUCAUCUAUUAUUAGGCCAUUGCCACAGUUAUCUGCUUCUCAGAAAUUACUACUCAGUAACAUUUCAUUCCCACACACUUGCAAUUUAUGGUUAUGACCGAAUUAUCUCUUUUGCACGCCUAAGUAACUUGUGACCACAUAGUGAUACUUUUCCCACAAAUGUUACUGGGAACGCCGCUCAUUCCACAGCGACAGACCGAAGAUAAGUUUGAGACAGCCUGUGGUCUGACCCGUUUUAAUGAAAAUGAGAGCUAUUUGUCUACAAAAGGAGCUUUUCAUCAUAAAUAACACUGGACUAUAUCUGCAUGCUUUUGCAGUAGUCUUCAUGUCCCAUUAUCUUUUCAACAAAUAAAAAUCUGAAAAGUGAGUUUGCAUUUGUAUUCAGCCCCACCAGUCAUUCAUAGUCACUUUUCUCUGCAGCUGUAUGUCUUUGUGAAUCUAUUUAAACCUCAAUUUUGCUGAUGAAUCUGCUUUGAUCUAAACCACAGGUGUCAAGCUCAAGACUUGCUGGCCAAAUCCGGGAAUCUGUACUCUCGAUCAUCACAUAAAUUGAACUUUAACAUAACAGUUGAGUGCUUAAACAUUGUUUCAUCAGUCAAAUCAAAUCAGUUUUCAUUUGAAUAUGAAAUUAAGUCAAUGUAAAAAUUGUUACAUUAUAGGCAGUACUAAUCAGCUGUAAUAUUUUGUUUAAUGGGUAGUUUUACAUUCUGCCACAGCUUUGAGUUGUCCUUUUGAGGACAUUCAUAAUCUUGAUGCGGCCCAAAAACAAAAUGAGUUUGCCAGCCCUGAUCUAACAUUAUUUCAUACUACCAGAAAAAAGGGGGAUGAAUAUAAAUGCAUACCACACUUUUCUAGACUCGUCUUCUACUUUGCGUCGGUCUAUCUCAUGAGAUCCCAGUCAAACUUGUCAAAAAUUUUGCUUUUGAUCUUCGAAGGGCAUGAAUACUUUGGCAAGUUUCCAUCAGUGACAUCAGACAUCGUUCUGAAUCGCCAGAUAUCCCUCUCACAAGUCACUGAUUGUGUCUCCAACACCGUCUUGGUCCUAUUAUCUUUUCGAUUUUCUUUUUGCAUCCUCGCCACAAAGCAAUGAUCUCAACAAAGUGUCUCUGGCUUUCAGUUAGAAAAGCAUUGCUACUCUGACGAAUGUUUCAUCGCCACCGAAUGUCAUACUCUGGCGUUAACACAACACGGAACAAUUAACACUGAAAUUUACUGAGAAUCUUUGCACCCAUUUUAGCCUUAGUUGAACAAAGAGACGGAUGUAUUUUAUUACAUCUAUGUACAAAACGACUGCGAUGCCUUUCUUCUAGCUUGGUGUGUGAUGUGUUUUGGCCAUGAAGAGGCUGGGACUGUUAAUGUUGCAGCAUGAGGGAGCAGAUCUUCCAUUUUACCGCCAUUCAUACAACCUGGCUUUCUUCCAUUUUAACAACUCAAGUCUUAAAGCUUUGUUUACUGAUCUGCCUGUGUACCUCACGUUAGAAGGAAAUGUUUACUGUGAAUGCAUGCUGCUUUGCAAACAUUUUCUCUCACCCUUUGCUCAAUGUAAGACGAUAUUGUUACAGGAUGAAUUUCCACUCGAGUCUUUCAUUUCAACCCCACGGCAGCUAGCGCUUGCUGCCAUUUGUCCACCUUUGUCGUUGGUUAUUAGACAUUCUUUUUCCCCCACACAAGCUUCCCUGUUUUCCUCCCGCCCGCCGUCCUGAUAGUGCCAACCAGACAUGAAAUGUUAGGAAUUAAAGAGAGUGUGUGUGACGACAGAGGGAGAAAAAAAAAUGGGGAUGAAGAGCGCAGUAAGAAAUGUCUUCCCACCGCUGAAAUCAUCCCUGACGUCAGCGUUGCCUUAGACUGAGCAGUUAUAAAUAGACACCCAGUCAGGAGCACCGUUGGACAUGAAUAAUUUACUGAUAACCACAGAAGAAAAAGGGAGUUAUUGAUCAUAACACCGUUUUAUGCCAGGUAGUGUUCAUUUUGACAGGAAAAAAAAAGAAGGAAACCCAAUGAAACUUUCUUUGCUGCUUGAAUCUCUUCAUGUUUUCCAUGGUUGGUUUUAGCAACCAGACCAUUUAGGGUUUAAAUCUCUUAUCACUGCCUUGUUGAAGUGAACCUGUGUUGUUUGUAUUGUGUAUUUAUUCCUCUGUAGCUCUUACAAACUCACAAAUAACUUCCUCCUCCCUUUUGUCUAAACAAGCCGUUUUACCUUGAAUUCUCCUCACUUUUCCCUGUUUUUUUUUUUAACACUGAUUAUGUUUGUGAAGUCUCACAGACAUUGUUUGUAAAACUAAGAAUUCUGCAGCAGAAUAUUUUUGGAGACUAUAUGCUGUACAGUAUUUGUAAGCUCUAUUUUUGUAUAUUGCUCUUUUGGGGAAAAACUAAAAUGAGUUUUGUUUUUUUUUUCUUUUUGCUAAUUUCAUGUUUAUUCAUUUAAAGAAAAUGUUGCAUGUGACUGACUUGAACUGUAAAUAAAAUUUCCAGGUUUUGGAAAGAA
Messenger RNA from Poeciliopsis prolifica (blackstripe livebearer), 5107 nucleotides. It is a transcript of the gene rnf24, whose product is annotated as ring finger protein 24. The transcript is spliced from 7 exons. Gene Ontology annotation, cellular component: endomembrane system. Gene Ontology annotation, molecular function: ubiquitin protein ligase activity; zinc ion binding. The coding region runs from base 457 to 930 and encodes 157 amino acids. NCBI's taxonomy places the organism in Eukaryota, Metazoa, Chordata, Actinopteri, Cyprinodontiformes, Poeciliidae. The record is from RefSeq and is a predicted model, not a curated record.